Brassica oleracea var. oleracea is the source of this 1593-nucleotide messenger RNA. RefSeq lists its product as uncharacterized. Lineage: Eukaryota; Viridiplantae; Streptophyta; Magnoliopsida; Brassicales; Brassicaceae. Bases 324 to 1394 code for a protein of 356 amino acids. The transcript has a single exon. Gene Ontology annotation, biological process: auxin-activated signaling pathway. The record is from RefSeq and is a predicted model, not a curated record.
UUUGUAAUGUAGAUGAGUGUAAUUUUUUUUCGAGGUACAUGCAUAUACCUAAAAACAAUUGAAAAAUGCACUGACGCGGUGCUCGAACCGGUAAAUUAUACGUGAACAACACGCGCCGAGAUGGCCAUGGCCAUAUAAUAUAUAUAUAUAUAAGCCACCUCUACCUCUCUCCCUCUCUUGUGUCUCAUUCGUCGUCUUCUUCUACAACUUCCGAGAAAGGAAACAAACACCAAAACAGUUAAAAAAGCAUUAACAAUCUCUUUCUUCUUUUGUCUCUUCUUCUUCUUCUUCUUCCUAAAAUUCCAAGUUCCUCAGACCAAACCAUGCAUAGAUCCAAAACCCAAUCUAGAAACCCGUCCUUCUCCUCCACUCUCCUCGACGAAAUCUACAACUCCAUCGACCCCAAAACCCAACCUUUUCUAAACUCUCUCAACACCGCCAAGAAACAGAGCAUCAGCGUAAACAGAGGAAGAGAUCGGCUAUUCGGCUCUAUCUCGUCUUCCUCCGACUCCAACUCCAACUCCAGCAUCUUCUCCUCUUCCGACACCGAACUAACUCACCCUAAGAAGACAACGUCCUCGAGACCGUUAUGUUUCGGUCCUUCCAAGACAACAAAACCGAGAAAAACAGAGGAUAAAGCUCUGUUUCACCGAAACAGAGCAAAAACAGAGGAUAAAGCUCUGUUUCGCCAAAACAGAGCAACCCGUGUGUCCGACGACUGCGAUUACGCCUCCGACGCUCCCAAGAUCACGAGGUACGAUGCGGAUUGGGAGAAUACAAGAACCAGAAGGUCCACGAGUAAGAUCAAAACUCCAGCUUCGCCUGGUGUACGGAUCGUUAACUUCAUCAACUCUCUGUUCAGCAACAACGGUUCUUCCAAACAAUCAUCCUCUGCGGUUAAGAGUUAUCCGAGGAAGACGAGCUAUGACGUUACUAAACCGACGGAUUAUUAUCAUCCAUCGACCACGUGUUCUUCGGCUUCUUCCUUCUCAAGGUCUUGUCUGAACAAAACCUCCGAGAAACCAUCUGAACGUAUCAAACGGAGCGUCAGGUUUUCUCCGGUCAAUGUGAUCGUCGCCGCGGAAGAAGAAGAAGAGGAAGAUUAUCUGAGCAACGGUUACAUAAGAAAGUCGGUGAAGAAGAAUGUUGAAGAUGGAGGGAGGAGAUCAGUGGAGGAGAUUGCUAGAGAGUUUCUGAGAGAUUAUCACAAGAACCGUGAGAACGGUUUGGUCAAGAGUAAUGACUUCGAGGAUUAUGAAGAUGUAGAUGAUGAUGUUGCAAGUGAUUCGAGUUCGGAUUUGUUUGAGCUGGAUUUAGCUGGGAGUCAUCAUCAUAAUCUGUAUGGAGACGAGCUUCCUGUGUAUGAAACCACUUUUGCUGGUUUGAUCUUGUGAAACUUUUUUUUUUCUUUAUUUUGUUACUUUUUUUUUAGGCUUUCGUUUUUUUUUCAAUGUUUUAAGAUCAUGUGAUUCUUCACAUGUGUUUGGUUUUGUAACUAUAUGUCGUGUUAUAAAUUUUGUGUUUGUAAAAAUUUGAUUCAAAAACAAGCUAUAGUAUAAUCUAGUGAUAUCAUGAGGCAAAACAUUAGGUUAU